AUGUCGACCAACCAACCUGAAAUUAGUAAUACCGUUUCUGAGCCUGAUCUCGAAAAAAAGUUUGCUGAAAACCUAAGUUUGAAGGACUCAUCUGACCUCAAGGAUGAGAAACAAAGGAACAUAGCCUCAGAAACUAAGUUCGAAGCGGAUAGUAUUAUAUCAGUUUUUCUCGGUGGCAGUAUACAAGGUCAACCGAAGAUAUCCAGUUUUUCAGACCUUUUCGACGAGACCAUGCGAGAAAACGAUUAUUCUAAAGCUGAUAUGUUUGCCAAAGUUGUAAGCGAACUUAGAAAGGAGAAGAAAAUAAAGGUUAUAUCGAACAAAGCGGUGGAAAAUUAUUAUAAUCAAACAACGAAACCCGACGCCAGGACUAUAGGAGCAAUCAAAGUCGAAUUUUACUUUAUUCGAAAUUUGAAGCGUCUGGACAAGUAA
Paraglomus brasilianum is the source of this 432-nucleotide messenger RNA. The record is from the annotation of a GenBank genome assembly. NCBI's taxonomy places the organism in Eukaryota, Fungi, Glomeromycota, Glomeromycetes, Paraglomerales, Paraglomeraceae.